CGCAGAUGUUUUCGAGUAUUCGAGUGUUCGUUUCCGAGUGCCUGUGCGCGUGCGUGACUGUCAGUCUGGCUUUUACGCUCUCGAGCAGAUGUAGCUGCCUUUGGAGUCGGCUGAGAGAUAAGUGAACGUUACGCUCACCUGCGGGACAACAUCAGGAUGUCUGAGGAAAGGCUGGAGAAGAAGAAGACGAUAGAGCUGAGGAAGAAGCAUGUUGGGUAAGAUAAUUGACAUGCUUUUUUUUUAGUGACGCUGAAAAGUUUCUUGGUGACGGACGUCUGGUGGAAAUAUGUCCAACUAUAGUGACUGUGUUAAAGAAACGUAGUAUGGCGUCCCUUGAAAGUUGGCAAAGUUUCUACAGACUUCCUCUAAAGAUACAGCUUAACAUAGCUUUACACUCAAAUUUAAACAAUCUAUUCUUCCAAAAGAAACAAACAUUAUAUCGCUUAAAUAUCAGUGAAAUUUAAUAGUAUUUAGUUUAUUUGUAGACUAUAUCAAUGUACCACAACCAAUGAUAUUUUGCCAACCAUUAUAUCUACUCAUCUCCUCAUUUAUUCAUAUUUUUGGAAACAUUAAUAUCAGCUCCUCUGCAGGCCAUCUUGUAAGAUUUUCUUCAGCCAUGAUCCGAUCAAGAUUGUGCGAGCCAAAGGCCAGUACAUGUAUGAUGAAAAAGGACAGCGCUACCUGGAUUGCAUCAACAAUGUGGCUCAUGGUAAUCACACAGACAUAUAUUUAUAACAUUUGGGUCUGUUUUUACAUUAGAAACAGCAAAUUUAAGAAGUGAACUCCAUAAAAUCCAUGGAGUUGGAUCUGAAGACAGGUAUCUGCAUUGGUAGAGUUGUGUGACAGACUAAUCUGCCCUACAUAAAAAGUAGUUGUGCAAUGUUUACCUAAUUCAAGCUACAGCUGCACGACUUGCAGGCAUAUACGUACAUGAAUGUAAAACAGGAUGUCUCCUGUCUCUUUAAUUCCAGCGUAUAGCCUCCAAUUAUGUGCCCCUAAUGUAAGUCAUUGUGGUGUUUUCUGACCUCAAAUUACAGUCAGAUGAUUGGGUGACCAGUAAUAAAAAGUGUCUUUUUUUGGUUCAAACUCAAGGACAAUUUCUAACCCUGUUUGCAAUCAUCUUUCCAUUUCCCAGUGGGCCACUGUCACCCAGAUGUGGUGAAAGCGGGAGCUGAGCAGAUGGAACAACUCAACACCAACUCGCGGUUCUUACACGACAACCUCGUACUGUAUGCCCAGAGACUGCAGGCAACUCUGCCUGACAAGCUUUCUGUGUGCUACUUUGUUAACUCUGGGUACGUCCGCACGGUCGCACACUCCUCAAACAAAUAACACAUCACAAAGAUUUACCAGACUUGUUUUGUAAGGGCGUGGAUGAGUUUAAAUGAGGUCGCUGAACAUACACUAGAGAGGUUAAUGAGUUUAUUUGCAGUUGGUAUUUGAUUUAAAUCUAGUCUUACUUAAUCAGUUCCUGAGCCAGACUAUCCUUAAUUACAGCAAUUAAGUUCAGGAAAUAAAAAGGUGUGGUCCACACAUGUUUAGCGAUCUUGUAACUGUUAUGAAGUGAAAGGUAAAUAUAUUUUAAAAUGAGCUGCCUCUCUUAAGUCUGAAUUUUAAAGUGAAAUAGUCACACAGAUUGAAAAACAGCAGUAUUAUUUCACUUUAACGAAAGACUAGGAUAGUUUCAGAUCAAGAUUCCUGGAGAGAGUUCAGCCUUUUAGAUGAAAGAAAUUGUACAGCCUGAUCACUUAUUUGUUCCACUUGCAGGAGUUCUGCAGUGCAAACAGAAACGAUCUAGUCCAGAGUGAUAAUGUGAGAGAUAAUGAUCCCAUAUCAGACUCAGUAUUUAUCAGCCAAGAGUAUAUGGCCUCGGAGAGGUUAUAAACCAGACAAAAAAGAGGUAUUGUGUUAUCUCAACAAAUGGUUUCAAUGGUUAUGCAAACAAAAGUGCAGUUAUGAGGCUGAAGGAUGUGUUACGUUUUGUAAUAUUCCAUUUCAUACUGACAAAUUUAGUGGAGAUCAAAACUUGUUGUUGACCUCAGUUGAGUCUGUAGCAAAUCCAUCACUUCUCAAUGAAACCUCCAUAGACAGACAUAAGCUCUUCAUGACUAUAAUGACCUUAAAAGUAUAAUUUCAUAAUAUGGCAACUUAGCAAUGCAGCUGAUUGUCUCUCAAAGUGCUGUAGAUUGAUCUAAGUCAACUUUGAAUGUUAUAAUUUUACAUUUGAGAAAUAGCAGACCAUGCAAACACAUGAAGCUGGGCUGAAAAAUGCUGAGGCAUCAGAUCUGUCUAUCAGAUCUUUCAACACUCUGGAGUUACAAAGUGUCUCUGGAUAUAUGAACACCAGCAUACAAACUUAUCAGGAGCUUUACAGCAUAGAUGAGAUGAGUUAUCUCUCGGAUGGCGAUAGCUUGGUUUGCAGGUCACCGUGGUGGAAACUUGUUGAUUAAGGUUCAAACACAGCUUUAUAUGGGACUGUAGUUUGCGAAUUAAACAUCACGUAUGUGAAGAAUUAUUACUUCCAUGCAAUUAAGUAUAUUUAGCAUAGCACCAUAUUUUUGUUAGUUUACUUAUGUUAAUCUCUUAAUAUUUCUCUAUUUUAUAGUGACAUCCAGGCUGUUCCAAAGUUAAACACCACAAACAGAAAUGCACAUACUUUUGAGAGUUGUAUUAAAAAAAAAGGUUAAUUUAAAUUUCAGUCACCUUCAGUUUCAUCGAUCAGGUUCCCAUUAUUGAUUCAAAUGGGUGUGACCUCUUAUGCACCCGUAUUGGGAGGUAAAACAUUAAACUGUGACUGACGUGCGGGUGAUACCUGCAGCUUCACCUGUGUGUUCUGUGGUGACUCAGUAACUCAAAGUAACCCUUGCUCUUUUGAACUUCAGCUCUGAAGCCAACGACCUGGCGCUUCGCCUGGCAUGGCAGUACACGGGCCACAAAGACGUCAUCACGCUAGACAAGUAAGAGCCGGAUCACUGCGCACACAAGCCAAAAGAAAGGAUGUUGAAGAGAAUGAGAGAUUAGAGCUUGACAAAUUGUAUUUUAUGUUGUGGUUUACCUCUGUUGUUUGAGGUUUUAUUAGAUGGUUUAUCGACCAGAACUGACAUGUUUACAUUGUUUGCAGUGCGUACCACGGGCAUGUCUCAUCCCUCAUUGACAUCAGUCCGUACAAGUUCCACCAGCUGUCAGGUGUUGAGAAAAACCAAUCAGUCCAUGUGGUGAGUGCUUUCCUCUCUCUGUCUGCCUGCUUGCACAUUAUUAAAACACCAUGACUCGACCUGCACCGCGGGGCUUUGACAGGCUAAUGAGAAGAGUGCCGACGUGUGUGUUUGUGUGAGCAGGAAAAGAGGAAAAAGAAACAUGAAACACAGAGACCUUUUACGACAUUCAACUCUGUUUGUGUCAGGGUUGUAGUCGUGUCUUGAAAACAUUCAAAGUCAUAAACACACAAGGAGGAGAUGAAGAGUACCAAGAAGUAUCCUCUUAAAUAUUCGAGCAGUUUUUCAAACUUAUCCAAGUGUGUGUCUUUGUCUGUUCCUUGAUAGCCUUUUUGUAGUUUGAUACAGCAGCUUGUGGAACCCCCAGCUCUAAAGUUACAUGCCAAAGGUGGGGCAAGUCUGUCUGUUACCCCGGCCUCUAUAUUUUAUUCAUGAUUAUAGGCACUAAGAAGAAGUCAGACUCUGGUUAUCACUUGUUACCCAAUACUUGACCACUGACAGUCACAUUUGAGGUCAAUUUAAAUGCGAUUCUGGCCCCUUUCUAACACUUGAAUGCUUGCUUCCUGUACAGGCUCCAAGCCCAGAUGUAUACAGAGGCAAAUACAGAGUGGACCACCCUGACCCUGCUACGGCAUAUGCAGAUGAGGUUCAAGAGAUGAUUCACAAAGUCCAAGAGAAAGGAGGCAAGGUAAAGUUACUGUUCGACACUGUUGUGUUACUUGAUUUUGCGCAAAGUUAGAUUGGCCUUUUGACCUCAGAAAUGCAUGACUUUCCAACACUUGUAAAUAUGCCUUUUAGAUUUUGCUUUUACUUAAUUAAAAGCAAGCACAGAAUCCAAUAUGCAGUUGUCUUUUGGUGAUAAAUCCCAUAUAGAUAAACCCUUGUGAAGUAAAUGUUAUCAUUAAAAAAAAAACUUACAGCAUAGACUUACAUGUACUUGCUCAUGUUUUUCAGUCAAGUCAAAAACUUGAGAAACACCUUUGUGGUGUUAGAUCAAAACGAUAGCUUUAUUUGCCUUUAAAAAUGUCAGCAAAGUAAAUAUCAAUAUUUCUUGGUUCUUAGUCUGUCCAACUGUAUUUAGUGAAGGUUCUUUAUAAAAACUGUCACACUUGAGGCUUCACCUUUGCAAUCUUUGUCAGGUCUUCAAGAAGAGAAGCGAUCACUUUGCUUCUUUGUUGAAUGAAAGUCUGAUUGAUUGUUUCUGCAUCGAGGAGAGGAAGAGUGGAAAUCUGUGCACUGAUUGGCUUUUGAACCACAGUAUUGAAAGUUAAAAAUAAUAUGCUAAUAAGUAUGAUUAUCUGACUGAAAAAUAAAAUCAAACUUGGAUAUAAUGAUCUUUGUGACACCCCUGCUGCAUUUUAUUUCCAAUGUGAUUCAUUAUAAUUACAAAUCUGACUUCAAUAAAAUUGUCUUUUCCUUCCUUUUAUUUAUGACUGCUCAUCAUUUGCACCCUUUACUUUUCUCUUCCACUUUCCAGGUUCAGGCCGAGGACUCGGGCUUUUAGGGUCAAAUCCUUAAUCACAAGAACAUGUGUAGGGACUCUUGGCCUCCGAGCUUGUUGGCCUUCAAUCAUAUGUUGCAAAACUCAAACCAAGGCUGUGCUUCCUUCCAGUGAGAGGAGAGAGAUGGGACUUCAGUGCAGGGUUGCACUAUAAAACACAGCUGUGUUGUAUGUUUGACUGGACUAAUGAUGGGCGAACAAGAGGAACUUGAUCUACUGUUGUAUUUCUUCAAUGAUAAUUCUGUAUCCUGCUGGUUUGACAGUGAUUUUCUUAAGUAAAGACAUUUUCUCCACAGGAACUUUGUAAACUUUCAUUUCUGACACUUCCUCUUUUCCUUUUUAUCAGUGGUUGGUUGUAGAUCCAUGUUUGUUAUUUGCUUUUCUCCUGCAGAUAGCGGCUUUUAUUGCUGAGUCAUUACAGAGCUGCGGCGGGCAGGUCAUUCCCCCAGCGGGCUACUACCAGCAAGUUGCAGAGUAUGUACCAAAGUUAAUGCACAAGUUCAAUCUCUUGAAGUGUCCAAAGGCACUUUUAACUCUUAUUUUCUGUUCAGAAUCACCUCAACAACAUGAUUCAUCUGGAAAUUUCUAAGUAAAAGCGAAGAAAAAGAUGGAAAUUGCUGCAUAGAUAACUUAAAAUGCUUCCUUAUAUCUGUGUUUGCAGACAUGUGCGUAAAGCAGGAGGCGUUUUUAUUGCUGAUGAGGUCCAGGUUGGUUUUGGACGCGUCGGUACCCACUUCUGGGCUUUCCAGCUUCAAGGAGAGGAUUUUGUACCUGACAUCGUCACCAUGGGCAAGCCUAUAGGCAACGGCCACCCCAUGUCCUGCGUGGUCACAACCAAAGAGGUGGCAGAGGCCUUCAUGCAAACAGGAAUGGAGUAUUUCAAUACAGUAAGAGCACUUUGUAAUGUAUGGAUGAUUGAAAGGAGACUUUGUACACAAAAAUAUAACUAGAUCGCAAAUUCACAUCAAAUAGUCUCACUGGAAAUAUAGCUUAUCUGACCUCAUUCUUGAUAUAUUAUUCAUCACAGCUGGUUUCAACAUUAAAGGUGGGGUAGGCAGAGUCUCAGGAAGUGCCAGUUUUUGGGAGAAAUCUUGAAUGUAAACACUUCCCCUCCCAACCAGGCGGGGAACGGCUUUGUUUACAGUCAGAAAGAGCGGGCCACUAAAAAAAUUUAAAAUGUUGACUACACAGAUAUAAGAGAACACAGCGAUAUCAUUAUAGAACCGAAUGUCAUCAAUAACUAAUAGCUAUUGACUGAUAUUAAAAGCUUUUUUGUAUAUACACCACAGAAAAAUAUGCUUUUUUAAUGGAAUCCUGCCUACCCCACCUUGAAGGUAAAAGAAAAUCAGUGUGUUCAGGUCUUGGUUUCCCUGAAAGUCUUAUUUUUCCGGUGAAAAAAAAGCUGAGAAAAAGAAAGAAAUGCAAGAGUUCCAUCUUUCAUACUGAAUGAUUUCCAGUAGGUUGGUGUAUUUUGCAUCCGUGAUCACAAACUGGAAAAAAAGAGUUGGAUUUAUGGGCAAAUUUAAUCGCCAUCAUCUUGCAGCAAAUUGUCGCACAGUUCUGUCCUCAAUAGAUGGGAAAGGUGCUGAUUUUGCACAUUGGCUGGUGUUUAUCUCACCUGGGUGUAAUCUUUCCUCUGUGUGUGGGUUUUGAAUUUCUCAGUUUGGCGGUAACCCAGUGUCAUGUGCCAUCGGUCUGGCUGUGCUGGAUGUGAUUGUGAAAGAAGAUCUGCAGGGGAAUGCGUUGCGUGUGGGGCGAUACCUGACCAAUCUGCUAGAAAAGCAGAAAGAGAAGCAUCCACUGGUUGGUGAUAUCAGGUGAGCAAACACACACACACACACACACACACACAGACACUGGCAUACACCCUUACAGGUACAGCGUAUGACAUAACGGCUGAUUAUCCGCCCAUGGAAAAGCUUAUCCAAGACACUUCUGAUUACGCCAGACAAAGUUCAUACCUUGCUCGCACAAACAUAACACAGCGAGGGAGAUGCAAGAAGUCAGUAUAUUGAAGGCCGUCUUUGCCAAAACUUCUGUUACAUAAGACAAAACAAACAGUGGUGUGUAUAAAUGUUUUUGAUGUGUUCAUGAUGAUAUAACCCAGUGAUACCACAUCUUGCAGGGGUCGUGGUCUCUUUGUUGGAGUGGAGCUUGUGAAGGACAGAUUGAAACUCACUCCUGCUACAGCAGAAGCCCAAGAGGUCAUAUAUAAGUAAGUGAAGGAUGUCACAUUAGUUUCAGAUAUCAUUUUAAAAAAUGACCAAAGAUAAAUUAUACAACAUAGCCAGCAGUCAAAUCCCUAAUCAUUCUUAUGAAAACUUCAGCCGUGCUUCUGUAACUUGUGUUUCUUUAGAAACCAGUUAUUAUCCAAACACAGCCUUCUAGCAGUGUUGUGAUAGCUUUGGUACACUGUGAUUACAUCAGUGUCGAAUAUCCAACACAUGGCUGGUUAUACUGCGGUGGGAACAUGAUGGUGUAACAAUACUGUUAUAAUGAAGAAAUGGUACAGUGUGCACUCCUUUGCCUUAUAUUUAGAUAAAACAGCAAAAUUCAGCCUCUGACUCGUGACCUUUUGUGAUAUUUCAUCUAUGGAGUUUUUUAAAUUUGUAUUUUAAAUACAUCAGAGUUCACAGACACGUUUUUACACCUACUGAGAAAUUAAUCAGUUUUUCAAGCCAGUCAAUACAUUGGAUAUGAUAAAGAUAAUAUCACAGGACAGAAAAUCCUGAAUAAUUGAUCAUUUUCUCACAUUUAUGUAACGUAUCCAAUGAAAUGCAUGUGACGAAAAUGCCCUCAGAGGGUUAAUGGCAUUACCACCACCAGGAGGAGUCAUGAAACAGUGACAAGAUGAGCUUGGAAAGCCUGACCGGGUUAAAAUAGUGUCAGUCUCAUGGAUUUUGUCAAAUUUUAGAUAUUAUUUUUUUUUUAAAUUUUGAUUAAAAGAAAACAAUAAGAAAGUGUCUGUUUUUCUUAAAAAAUGUCACUUAAAAAGCCUUUUUUCAUCAGGCUUUUUGACUGUUUUGUCACAGAAAAGCACAGGUGUAAUUAAUUACAUUAAUUAAGGAGGCAGUCAUGUAGGUGUGUCUGCAGAGCCAUCUUUUAUUUAUCUCAGUCACCUGUGCUUUCCUUCUUUGCCAUAGAGAAAUAAUGUGUUUUACUUAUCUUCAUACUUUUUGUCCCAGACUAAAGGAACAGCACAUACUCCUUAGCGCUGACGGACCUCAUCGCAAUGUGCUGAAAUUCAAGCCCCCCCUGUGCUUUUCUACAGAGGACGCAGAUCUGGCUGUGGGACAUAUUGACAACAUUCUCACAGGUACCAAACAUUAUUCCCUUUUUUACUCUGUGAAGUUUUCUGUGAUGUUGCUGCUUGAAUAGACUGUCAUCUUUACGGCUUUUCUGUUAUUUUAAACAGUUGUGGUCUGUUAUGGAAGCCUCAAGUCAUGUAUGUCACUGUGUCUGUGCUUGCAGAACUUGAGGUGGCCUUAGGCUUGACGUUGCACAACACGCUGAAUGUAGAGAAUGAAAACAGCAAAAGAAAGGUAGGUGUCUUCAUAUUUAAAACUUGGGUGUGUUGCUAAGUGUUGUAAUUUCACCAAGCUUCAAAUUCAACAUUUAGACCAACCUCUGAUGCUAUCAUAUACUUCAAAAAGGCAAUUAUAGGACAAAAAAAAUUUAUUCAUUUUCAUUUAAACUUUAUCUCUUCAUGGUUUUAUCUCAAGCUGCCGACUGAGGAAAAUGGACACCAGUAUCCCAGCGAGUUAGCACACAGCAAUGGAAGCAGUCAAGGAGUUCCUCAACAAACCAAACAAACCAAACAAGCCAAACGCCUCAAGACAUAAUGAUGAAAACACUUUGUCUUUAACAUAGCUGAAGUACAGGUAUAAAGAAGUGGAAAAUAAAAAAAUAUAUAUGACCUCAACAUGAUACCAACAGAGAAAAAGGGUUUUAUAUUCUUAACUAAUAUUCUGCAUACAGCAUAUGACGAUUGAGGUGUAAUCUCAGGUUAUAUUUUUAAUUACAUGUAGGACUCAAGCCACUUAUUCAACGGCAGCAUGUCUAUUAUGGAUGUACUUUGGUGCUAAAAUUCAUUUAACGCUUCAUAACCUGUAUAUCUUCUAUUUUAAUUUAUGCCAACUUUCAUUUGCCUGUGAUUAUCAGGGAAUCAUUCUCGCAAAAUAUCAUAGAUACUUGGAAAUAUGCAACUAUGCCUACAUUCCUAUUAAUAUAGUUUUAAGUGAUUCUUAAAAAUGCUCACUGCAGCUGAAAGAGUGGAAUAUUUGCACAGACUAUUGCACAUUUUGUAGUGUAUUGAUUGGUUUUGAAUAAAAAAAACAGCAUGUCAUACUGUGUAGAUCCUGAUUUCUGGCUUGAAUCAAGCAAAUGCAAGUAGAAAAGAAAUAAAUGCACUGACUAUAAGCACUCUG
This is a messenger RNA of Xyrichtys novacula (pearly razorfish), 9143 nucleotides long. NCBI's taxonomy places the organism in Eukaryota, Metazoa, Chordata, Actinopteri, Labriformes, Labridae. The record is from the annotation of a GenBank genome assembly.